Messenger RNA from Toxotes jaculatrix (banded archerfish), 2578 nucleotides. RefSeq lists its product as uncharacterized. Bases 100 to 1989 code for a protein of 629 amino acids. The transcript is spliced from 10 exons. NCBI's taxonomy places the organism in Eukaryota, Metazoa, Chordata, Actinopteri, Toxotidae. The record is from RefSeq and is a predicted model, not a curated record.
ACUCUAAAGCGGAGCGACGAGGAAGAACAGCUGAACUGUGUCGCACGUACCUUUCAUCCCAUCGACGGCUGGUCUUUGAUUAUUUGCUGACUUCCAAAAAUGGUCCGACCACAUUUUGGACCACCACGCUUGAAGCCCAGACCAUAUGGAGAUGGUCAUGGCAUUGGGUCGAGUCAAGGGAAUUACAACCCCAACCCCAACUCCAAAAGUCGAAGAGAUGCCCAAGGCUACCCAGUAAAGGCCCCUUUUAACUGGAGAGAAUCCAGAGGUAGAGGACGACCCCCAGUUGUCAAGAGAGUGCCACUGAUGGGAGAGCAAAGGGAGCCACGUUUCAAUCACUGGAGGUCGCCGAAUCAGGAUUCCUUUCAGUCAUACCCUCCCAAAAUGGAACCACACCAUAGCCAGAGGAGGUCUUCUCCAUCUAGGCCAAACCGCUCCCCCCACAGCCAGCAUCAGUCAUCCUCUCGCAGCCCUGCACAAGGAUCCCCCGGUCAAAGGGGCCCACCUUUCCACGGUCACCCUUCAGGUCCCAGGUCACCCUCCCCAAGGCAUUUUCGUAGCCACCCAGCUGAUAGGAGGCCAGGCUCCACACAACCCUACCAGGGGUCUUUCAGGGGCCCCAAAAGGCAGUCAGGUUCUCCCCAUCAGGAGCAGCGGAGUCGAGAUCCUCGUGGGAGUUACAGUCCCAGAGAAAGGCCCUAUGAGCACUCAGGUCAUGGCAUAAAGCGCUGGAAUGAGACUGGAGCUUUCUCUCAUCCACACAAUGGAGAGCACAGGCCCUCUGGGUCACAAAGGAGCCCCAGAGAGAUGCAUGGGAGAGGCCCAUGUCCAGAGAGGUGGUCAUCAGAUCAAGACUCCAGGCGGCAGCGGGGUCCGGUGGAGAGGCAGGGCAGCAGAUCGCACAGUAGAGAGAGGGCACAAGAUGUCCCUCACCUGCCCCCUUUCAGACCCCCCUCAUGGAGAGGAGGCCCACCACAGCCAUCAUCCUACCACAGGAGUCCUCAAGAGGGGCAAGUGGCAGGACCCCGCAAGAGGAGGAUAUCAGACAUCAGCAUGCCCUCCUCAGACCCUGCACUGGUGCAUGGCAAUCCAAAACAACCCAGGAGAGAGAGAGCUCAGCUGCUCAGUAUUCCCAGGCCAUUUGGUGGUAAACCAUUGUCUCUUAGGGAUAAAGGUUACCUAGUUAAGAGCAGACAAAUCAGAGCAGAGUCUCUCAUGCGGCUCAGAAUACCUCCAUCGGUGAAACCCAGGCCUCGCCUGGGCGACUCCACCUCGCGGGGGAAUGUCAACUCUGUUCUUGCUAUGAGGAAGAAACGUUUCCAGUCAAAUCCCAUUCCCCUGAAAAAACUGGAACCAAGGAGGCCAAAACCACAGCAGUCACCCCCCAGGGAAGAAGGCAAUGGCAACAAGUCUCCAAGAGACUCUGACACAGGCAAAGAACAGGUGGAGUCUCGCCGGUCCUUGAACACACACAGAUCUUCUCCCAUAGAGAAACGUGACCUUGUCGUUUUGUCCCACUGGCCACCCGGGCCGAGCUCCUCCAAGGACGGUUCACCUCGGAAAGAUCACAGCCCAAAGUCAAAGACAGACCGCAGUUCAGAUAUAGACAGUCCAUCGAACAGCCGACUCUCAAAGACGAAUGAUUCCAGAUCCCCGCCUGACGACCGAAAACGGGGAUAUUUGGAUAAGAGGAUGUUCAGCAGGCCAUUUAAUCCGAUGCAGGACAGCCACAGAUCUGGGAGGCCUUUCAGGAGACCACCACCAGGACCGAUGCAGAGACCAAAGUUCACCGGUAGUCCAAGGAAGACAGGUCCUGAACUGUCGGGAAAUGUAAGAAGACCACUCAUGGAGAGCUUAGUGCCACGCCCCUUCCCAAAUCAGAGGCCAGUGUUCAGAAAAAGUCAGAGUAUCAUGUCUAAAUACCGCAACAUGAGAGUGAUGCGUCAGCGCGUGCCGUACAACCGAGGACCCAACCAACAACGCUGGUGAUGACCUCAAGGUCUCACAUUCUGCAGACGUGACACUGGAAAACGUGGAAAAAUCUCAAGCUCUUUUCCUCUGAGUGGACUGCACAAACCCUUCUCUCACUACAAUCCCAACCUGCCUGUAAAUUAUGCAAGUGUUGUUGCUUACAUUUGUUCUCUGGUACAAGUUUUUCAGUUGCAUCUUUGAAGUACUGCAGUGCUUUGUUUUAGAAUGUAUGUAACACAUGCCAUUCUAUUUACUGCCCUGCUUUUUUUCUGGUGUAAUUUGAUUUGGGAUUUGCUGCUUGUGAUCUUGGCAGUCUGCUUUUUUUUUUUUUUUUUUAAAUAGACUGCUUUUUUUUUUGCUUGUUUUACUUGUUUACAGAGAACAAUCCAGGUUCCAAGUUUGUUAAGUCCAUGAAAUGUUUACUUUAACAUCUCCUCGUUAUUGUUUGUAAAGACUUUUCACGAGAUGUCCUAUUUGAUUAAUCAUGGGUGUUUUGAUUAGAAACCAGGGCUUGUCAACUGACACUUAGUUACAACUUGUAAAACUUGUAUAAUCACAUGUUCAGUUUGUUUGAGACUUGAAAUAAAAUUGGAUUUAACAAUCUGUA